AUGCCAUUAUAUUUAUUUAUAAAUAUAUUCGAUUUACAUAAUCUAAAUGUAUUAUUACUUCAUUUUUUCUAAUAAUUAAAAAAUAAAAUAAAACAAAUAAUUAAAAAAUAACUUUUAUAUUUAUUCAAAAAUAAUAAAAUAUAUAAAAAUUCUUAUUAAAAAAUUAAAAGAAAUUAUUUAAUAUAUAAAAUUAAUAAAAAUAAUAAUAAUAAUAUGAGUUAAUUAUAAAAUGAUGAUUCUUAUUAAGAAAAUCAAACGAAUUGUAAUUAUUAAAUUAUAUAUAAUUUUAAAUUAGUAAAUUUAUACUAAAAAAAAAUUAAGUUUCAUAAUUAUAAGAUAAUAAGGAUAAAAUCGAAUAAAUAAAAUAAUUAAUAAAACAAAGAAAUUUUAAAGAAGCUGUAAAAAAUAUUAAAAACAAAUUAAAAAAACAAUUUUAAGUUAAUAGAAUUAGAUUAAUAUUUUUAAAAGUAAGAAAUUAAUAAUGAAAUAAUACACUUAUAUACAUACUGUGAUAAAUAAAUUAAUGGAUAAAUAUCUGAAAAAUCUAGAUAAAUGUUAGAAUUAGCAUUUUAACAAUUGAUUAUUUUGAAUAAAAAAAUUAUUUAAAUUCUAUAAAAUUUUAUCUAAUACUUGUCUAAAAUAAUACAAAUAAUCCAAAAAUAUAUUAUAAUUUAGCUAUAUGUUAUGAGAAAGCAAAUUAGUUUGAAUAAGCAUAAAUAUAUUAUGAUAAAUCUCUUAGAUUAGAUUCUUCAUUUUCUGAUUCAGUAAUAAAUUAUAGUAAUUUAUUGAUAAAAUUAGGACAUUUAGAAUAAUCUCGUUUACUUUUGGAAAGUUAUUUAAAAUUUUAUCCUUCAGACAUACAAGCUUUAAAUAACUUGAAUAUAAUUUUAUCAGAAUAAAAAAUAAAUGGAAAAAUAAUGUUAAUAUAAUUUCUAAAAAGCCUUAAAGCGAACAUAAUAAUAAGACCCUCAUAUUCUAUACAAUUACGGAAUUUAAUUAUUUAAAUAAAAUAAAUUGAUAUAAUCAUUAAAAGUAUUCUAAAAAUUUAUUUAACUUCCAAAUAUAAAGGAAAAUAAUGUCAUGAAUUUAUUAGCAUAUGUGAAUUAAGGUUUAAUUUUUGAAAAAAUAGCUUAAUAUGAAAGUGCUUUAGAAGUGUAUGAAAUGAUUUUAAAUAAAUUCAAUAAAAUAAUUAAUUAAUAAGAAUUUAUUAAAAAAAUAUAAG
Messenger RNA from Ichthyophthirius multifiliis, 1222 nucleotides. RefSeq lists its product as hypothetical. Lineage: Eukaryota; Ciliophora; Oligohymenophorea; Hymenostomatida. The record is from RefSeq and is a predicted model, not a curated record. The transcript is spliced from 4 exons.